Cydia pomonella (codling moth) is the source of this 2534-nucleotide messenger RNA. RefSeq names its product conserved oligomeric Golgi complex subunit 7 (gene Cog7). Bases 135 to 2258 code for a protein of 707 amino acids. Lineage: Eukaryota; Metazoa; Arthropoda; Insecta; Lepidoptera; Tortricidae. The record is from RefSeq and is a predicted model, not a curated record. The transcript is spliced from 16 exons. Gene Ontology annotation, biological process: retrograde vesicle-mediated transport, Golgi to endoplasmic reticulum; intracellular protein transport; Golgi organization. Gene Ontology annotation, cellular component: COG complex.
UCUCUUCAUGAUCAGUGUCAAAACUGUCAAAGUUUGUUUUGAUGUUAAUGUCACGUCAGCCAAAAAAUCUUUUGCAUUUAUUUCUUGAUAAUUAUUGAUUAAAGUUGUAUUCUUUCUUUAAUAAUAAAUAUUCAAUGGAAUUAAAAACCUUUGGAGAAGAUGAUUUUGAUCCCAAAAAAUGGAUAAACAGAGCAUGGAGUUCAAGCGGAAAUCAGGAGAAAGAGGUGUUUGUAGCAAACACAGUGUCAAGGUUACAACUGUAUAUGAAGCAACUUACUAACUCACUGGAUGAGACCACCACACAGAUAGUAAACUCAAUACCCCGCACCCUGCAAGAUGCGGCGGCGCUCCAGCUGGAGGGAGCUCUGCUGCAGCAGCAACUCCUGGCGCUCGAGGAGAAGGUGGAAGGCGUGGAGGAGCAGACAGGGCACUCUAUACUUAGCCUGCAGCGGAUUGAUCAGCUCAAGAGUCGGUUAGAGAAUGCUGCUUCAGCGCUCCGCGAGGCAGACAAGUGGGCGGCGCUCGCGACCGCUUUAGAAGAUGUGCUGGAAUCCGGUGUACCAAAUAAACCUGAAGAGUUGGAGGCCUUGGCAGGACAAGUGACAGCCCUCACUCACAGCCUUGAGGUGUUAACAGAGGCUUCCGAUUACGAAAGCAAGCGUUUACAAUUGGAGGCGCUUUAUAAUCGUCUCGAAGCGGCGCUGAGCGCGCCCUUCCUCACUGCACUCGAUCAGGGAGAUAAGGAGCGCACGGCAUGCUACGUGUCUCUAUUCCGCGGCAUGAAUCGCUCGACAUCCGCCGCGCGAUGCUGGCGACGUUCCGUCUGCGCGUCACUGGCGACGCAAUGGCGCCGGUCGGCCGGACAACCGUCUCCACGCGUCGCCGUGCUCGCGGGGAAGGGAGAGGCACACACGCAUGUGGAGUGGCUAACCAACGUGCUGAAAUCGGAGACUCCAUACGCAGAAUUGGUGCGAUUAUACACGGACCUGCUGCAAUCAUUGGAUCCUUCGCCUGCUAAGGUGGUGUCAGCGAGCCUCAAGCUGUGCUCGGAUCCCGAAGAAGGCAUCCUCCAGCUGAUCGAGCUGCGACGAGAUAUUGACGAGUUCCUCGCUUCCAUUAGAGCCGUCAUCGAUGAACCUGCAAAAAAUAAAGAAGUGGUACCAACAUCAACGCUUCAAGAGCUAGGCCUGGCCGCGUAUGCUCCGCUAAAAGAGCUGCUGCCUAAAUACACCGAUCUACAACGACAAGUGUUCUUAGCGUACCUCGAAGGUCCUCAGCUGAGACAGGACGACAUCUUAGAGCAAUCGCGUGCCAUCUUAACAGUAUCCGAGAGGUGUGAAGGCUGGCUCGACACGGCGUACGGAAAGGCUAAGAAGAUCGCAGGCGACGCCGCGUGCCCACACUAUGCUCCCGCUGUUGAGGCCUUCUUCACCGCCCUGUGCGCCCUAAUCUCCUCGCACGGCCGGCGCAUCGAGCAGGAGCUCCAGACCGGCGCGGGCGGAGUCCUGAGCGCGGCGUGCCCGGCCGCCGUCACACUAGAGAGAGCCGCCGCUCAAGCACUCGAGGCUGCUGGAAAACUACCAACAAACGAUCCAGAGCAACCGAGCCACCCACUGUCGGAGCUGCCGGCCCUGCCCCCGGGCGCGGCGGGCGGCGGCCGGCCCCCCGCGCGGCGCGCCGAGCCCCCGGCCGCGGCCGCGCUGCCCGCGCUGCGCCGCGCCGCGCAGCAGCUGCGCGCGCUCGCCCGCGCCAUCGUGCGCGGCCCCGUCGACGCGCAACUUGAUAAAAUCCCAUCGCUGAAUGUAUGGAGCAAUAAUGACGCUCUGUCCACAGACCUGCCAGAUUUCUCUCUGUCUCCACAGGAGUAUAUCACUGAGAUCGGUCAAUACCUGAUGACCCUGCCGCAGCAUCUCGAGAUGCAUCUGUCGGAGAAGCAGGCGCCGUGGCAGUUCCUUUCCGAGAUUUGCACGCACACAUGCGAGGUUUACGCGGAAAAGAUUCUGAACAUCAGAAACAUGGACGCACUGGGGACCAAGCGCUGCCUCACGGACAUAGGUAACUGUUUCGUAGUCAACAAGUUAAUAUACACCCAAUUAAACCCGACAGAUUUUAACCACGCAUUCCUGAGGUCAAAAAGAGAAAAAAAAUCUAUCAAAAGUUUUGGACAAUAUCGCCAAAAAAAAAAUAUUUUUUUUGCGUUUUCUGUACAGCUCAUUUAUUUUUACACCUUGGUGAAAACAAAUCAUUACAACGAAUAAGUAAACUUUUUUUUUAUUUACAGACAAAAAAAAUUACCGAGUUUACUUUUUAACUUUAAUGUCUGUGAGUAGGCGUGCCUAAACCAAGUCAUGCAGUAGCAGCGUCACACCUAAAAUAGUACAUUACGAUACAAGUGCGAAAAAUAGGAAAUUCGAAACGAGUGGCGAUAAAUUAAAACACGACCGGAGGGAGUGUUUUAAAUCGACACGAGUUGCGAAUUACCUAUUCGCACAUGUAUCGUACAACGUUUUACAGUACAUAUGGCCCUUUAAAUG